AUGGCAACCCGAACUCCCGCCCUCAAGACCGAGCCCUUCGACAUGGACUCGCUCUUCGACUUUAACCAGAGCACCACCCAGCCCUCGUCUGCCGUCACUGGCACUCCCUCCGCCGCUCUCUCCCCAUUCGACAAGGCUGAGGAGCGCCAGCAGUUCAAUGGCCCGAGCCAUGACUACAACAUGCACAAGCAGCAGGUUGGCCUCCCGGUCGGAAGCCUGGCCAACAUGCCCUCGCAAUCCAUGUUUGAUGGGUAUGGCUCCGGUUUGAACGACAUGGGCUUCGGAUGGGGCUCCGGCAUCGACCUCGACACCGACAUGAACAUGGACUUCAACAACCCCCAACCCACCAUGCCUGCCAUGUUCUUCCCCCCGCCCACCAACGACAGCCCGUCUGAUGCCUUCAUCAACCCCAACAGUCUUGGUGGCCCCGAGGAGCCGACCAGCAGCGUUGGUCGUCUCUGGCCCGGCAUGCACUCGCAGCAAGCCCAGCAAGCUGCCAUGCAGAAGACCAUGCAGACCCAGGCCGUCCAACAGCGCCAGAUGAAGUUGCAGGCUCAGCACGCUCAGUAUCGUCAACCCGGCCAAGGCCAAGCUGCUUCGCAACAGACUCAAGGCCAUGCCAAACGAGCCUCGAACGCGCCGGAGCCGCAUGUGGAGGAGAGCAUCUCCCGUUUGCUCAACCAAAUGCGCCAGAACAGCUCCGCUUCUGUCUAUGGCGAUGAUGCCGACUCGCCGUCCGACAUGCUUCCCCACAUCGCCCGCAUGAAGAAGGAUGAUGAGGAUAUGGACGACGAUGAACGCCUGCUCGCUUCCGAGGAAGGCAAGAAGUUGUCGAGCAAGGAACGGAGGCAACUCCGGAACAAGGUGUCUGCUCGUGCGUUCCGGUCUAGGAGGAAGGAAUACAUCUCUCAACUCGAAGGCGAAGUUGCCAUCAAGGUUCAAGAGAGCGCCGACCUGCGCACCGAAAACACUGCUCUGAUGCAGGAGAAUGAACGCUACCGAACGUUGAUUGAAACCCUGCUGCGCCACCCGGCCUUCACGCCUUUCAUCAACGACAUCAGCAAGGAUCCAUCCCUUCUCGGUCCGCCGCCUCCCCAACAACAACAGCAGCAGCAGCAGCAGCCCCCGGCACCUCAGCAGCAACCGCCUCAGCAACAGGGCCAACAGCAGCAACAGUCCUACCAGCAACCCCCUCAACAAGACUCCAAGCCCGACUUCAUGAACUUUGACGCCUCUCAACUUCAGAUGCCGGGCCAGGAGCAACAACAGCCGCAACAGCACACCGAACGCAUCAACCGCGCCACCCUCCCGGAAAAUGACUUCAGCAAACUCAACAUCAACGGCUUCAACAACGCCAACGCCUCCAUGAACUUCAACUCGUACUCUGUCAACGCUUACCCGGUUCUCGACGUCCCCUCUGGCCCUGACCCCGCUCUCCUCCUCUCCCAAUCUUCUGCGCCUUCCGAUCUCGAUGAUGUUUUGGCUCAACUCGAGGGUGCGGCCAGGAAGUUGCGGUAUGCGGAGAUGGGGCGGUUGGUUUAG
Neohortaea acidophila is the source of this 1542-nucleotide messenger RNA. RefSeq lists its product as uncharacterized. NCBI's taxonomy places the organism in Eukaryota, Fungi, Ascomycota, Dothideomycetes, Mycosphaerellales, Teratosphaeriaceae. Gene Ontology annotation, molecular function: DNA-binding transcription factor activity. The record is from RefSeq and is a predicted model, not a curated record. Bases 1 to 1542 code for a protein of 513 amino acids. The transcript has 2 exons. Gene Ontology annotation, biological process: regulation of DNA-templated transcription.